GUUCAUAGCAAACACAACUCACAAAAGAAAUAACAAAUCCUGUUUACUUGGGCUUGUGCUGCGUUACGUUCCUAGUGAUAUAAACAUGCGCAGGCUUGCGCAAGUAGGGUGGGCGGCCUUAACCGCUUCCGCGCGACGUGCUUCUCCUGUCUCAUCCUCUAUCAACCCAGAGCUUCGGCGCAGAGCAACAAACGCAGCGACGGCAGCAGCAGAUGGCGCGGCUGCUGAAUCAAACGGAGCUCCCGGUUGGAGCCCUAUGUCAGCCGUCAUGUUCAUCCCCAGUGCUGUUUGCGGCUGCUUAGCAUACUGGCAGUAUGAGCGCAUGCAAUGGAAGGAGUCGCUCAUCCAGCGGCGACAGAGCAUCGCCGACCAGCAGCCCCGGGACAUCUUCUCCUACGAGGGCGAGGAGGAGCCGCAGGAGUACGACAAGGUGUCGGUGGCGGGGCGCUUCCUGCACGAGUACAGCCUGUUCGUGGGGCCGCGGCCGCGCAGCGUCCCGGGCCAGGGCAUCCUGCCGGGCUACCUGGUGGUGACGCCCAUGCUUGGGGAGGACAGGAAGGGUGUGGUGCUAGUCAACCGCGGCUGGGUGCCCGCCGAGUGGAAGACGGAGGCGCAGGCGGCCGCCGCCGCCACCAUCCGCGAACGCCAGGAGCGGGAGCGCGCGGAGCAGGAGGCCCGCGCCAAGGCCAUAGCAGAGGCCGCUGCGCCGCCCGCUUCCAAGAGCUGGUGGAGGCGGGCGACCAAGCCGCCAUCGGCUCGGCAGGAGCAGGCUCCUCCCCAGCAGCCAGCCAAGCCGCAGCAGCAGGAGCGGGAGGUGGUGGUGGGUGUGAUCCAACCGGAUGAGACGCCGACGCAGUUCAUGCCGGAGAAUGACGCGGACGCGGAGGAGUUCCACUACAUCCAGCGGGAGUCCAUGGCCCGCUCCCUAGGCCUCCCCGCCGACACGCCGCUCGUCAUGGUCAUCUCCUCCGACCCCGCAGC
Messenger RNA from Astrephomene gubernaculifera, 981 nucleotides. The record is from the annotation of a GenBank genome assembly. Lineage: Eukaryota; Viridiplantae; Chlorophyta; Chlorophyceae; Chlamydomonadales; Astrephomenaceae.